AUGUUUAGAAGGGUCACAGGUCAAUUGAAUAGAUAUGUGAGGUUUACAUCAACAGUGACCAGAGACACGGUGACCGUAAUACCUACUGUUUAUGAAUUGACUGAUGGUAAAGAUGUUACACCAGAAACAAAUCCAGAUACUUCUUUAAUUAGUUAUCUUCAAUCAAGACAUUUAAUUGAAUCAAUAACGGAUGAUAAGUUAUUUAUAAUAACGAAAAGAAAUAAUGAUCAUAAAUUUAAGUUAUAUUGUGGAGCUGAUCCAACUGCAGAAAGUCUUCAUUUAGGAAAUUUAUUACCAUUAAUGGUUCUACUACAUUUUAGAAUUUGUGGAAAUGAUGUAAUAGGUUUAGUGGGUGGUGCAACGGGACAAGUUGGAGAUCCCAGUGGAAGAACAACUGAAAGGACUGGAUUGAACCUAACAGAGGUUGAAGAUAAUGUUUCCAAAAUACAAAAACAAAUUACAAAUUUUUUAACAAAUGGUAUUGAAUAUGCAAAAUCAAGACAGUUUCCAAUGAAUAAACAAAUUGGUGAAAUAAGUAGUGUAAAUAAUGAAUCAUGGUGGAAAGAUGUUAAAAUGUUGGAAUUUUUAUCAACUUAUGGUAAACACAUAAGAGUUAGUGCAAUGUUAGCUAGAGACUCAAUACUGUCAAGGUUAGAAAGUGGUGGGAUUGGAUUUAGUGAAUUUACUUAUCAAAUUUUACAAGCUUAUGAUUUUUUCCAUUUAUACAAAAAAGAAAAUGUAAAUAUGCAAGUUGGUGGAAAUGAUCAAUGGGGUAACAUAACAGCUGGUAUUGAUUUGAUUUCAAGAUUGAAAAAACUGGUCAACAAGACAAAUGAAGCUUAUGGUGUUACUGUACCUUUAUUAACUAACCCAUCUGGUGAAAAAUUCGGUAAAUCUGCUGGUAAUGCCAUUUUUAUAGAUUCAAAAUUAACAAGUCCUUAUCAAAUGUAUCAAUAUUUUAUAAAUGUACCAGAUGAUAUGGUUGGGAAAUUAUUGAAAACUUUUACAUUAUUACCAUUAAAUGUAAUAGAAGGUGAAUUAAUUCCAAAACAUGAAGCUGACCCGGGUUUAAGAAUAGCUCAACGUGUUUUAGCCAGAGAGGUUGUUGAUUUGAUACAUGGUGUUGGAGUAGGUGAUGAAAUAGCAUAUAUUACAGGAUUUUUAUUUCCAACUCCAGAUCAACCCUUUGAUGAUAAUGUAAAUGCAGAUAAAUUAAUAAAUAAUUUUAAACGAUCAGGUAUACUAUCUAAAUAUCCAUUGGAGAAAUGUAAUGAUAUAAAAAUGAGUACAUUACUAUCUGAAAUAACUGGGAAGUCCAAAAGUGAAAUAAAAAGAUUAAUUAAAUCUGGUGGUGUUUAUUUAGGGUUAGAUAGAGAUCAAAUUGAAGAUCCUGAUGAUGUUGUAUUGUUUGAUAAAUCACAUCAUUUAGUUGAUGGGAAAUUAAUGUUAAUUAGAAUUGGUAAACAAAAUUAUUAUGUUGUUGAGUUUGUAUAG
Molecule: messenger RNA, 1494 nt
Organism: Lodderomyces jiufengensis
Lineage: Eukaryota; Fungi; Ascomycota; Pichiomycetes; Serinales; Debaryomycetaceae
Product: tyrosine--tRNA ligase
Exons: 1
Coding region: 1-1494 (497 amino acids)
Biological process (GO): tyrosyl-tRNA aminoacylation
Cellular component (GO): mitochondrion; cytosol
Molecular function (GO): tyrosine-tRNA ligase activity; ATP binding; RNA binding
Source: RefSeq, a predicted model, not a curated record